ACCAUUUAGUUAACUUCACUUCACCCAUUUUGCUACGACAAACGCAAUUCGCUCACGUGCGCGCUCUCCUCCUUCCAUGGCUAUUCCUCUUCAAUUCUCUAGUAUAUCCACUCGCACAGAUCUCUCCUUGCCGGAGACUAGAACUUUCAGGUUACCGAAACCUUUCUCCGUCAUCAGAUGCUCCGCCGGCGAACCUGUUCCUUCCUCGUCGGCUACUGCUGAGUCAGAGUUCGAUGCUAAGGUUUUCCGGAAGAAUCUGACCAGAAGUGCUAAUUACAAUCGUAAAGGUUUUGGACACAAAGAAGCUACUCUUGAACUCAUGAAUCGCGAAUAUACCAGUGAUAUCAUCAAGAAAUUGAAGGAGAAUGAAUUUGAGUAUACAUGGGGAAACGUAACCGUAAAACUUGCAGAGUCCUAUGGUUUCUGUUGGGGGGUUGAGCGUGCAGUUCAGAUUGCUUAUGAAGCGAGGAAACAGUUUCCAACAGAGAGGAUUUGGAUAACUAAUGAAAUUAUUCACAACCCCACUGUGAAUAAGAGGCUAGAGGAUAUGGAUGUUAAGAACAUUCCACUUGAGGAAGGGAAGAAAAACUUUGAUGUUGUUGACAAGGAUGAUGUUGUGGUUUUGCCUGCUUUUGGGGCUGCUGUUGAUGAAAUGUUGGUUUUGAGUGAUAAAAACGUACAAAUUGUUGAUACAACCUGCCCGUGGGUGACUAAGGUUUGGAACACGGUUGAAAAGCACAAGAAGGGAGAAUAUACCUCCAUUAUCCAUGGUAAAUAUGCUCAUGAGGAAACUGUUGCGACUGCAUCCUUUGCUGGGAAAUACAUCAUUGUGAAGAACAUGGCAGAGGCAACUUAUGUCUGUGAUUAUAUUCUUGGAGGUAAACUUGAUGGUUCUAGCUCAACCAAAGAGGCAUUUAUGCAGAAAUUUAAAUAUGCAGUUUCUGAAGGGUUUGAUCCGGAUGUUGACCUUGUAAAAGCUGGUAUUGCAAACCAAACAACUAUGUUGAAGGGAGAAACAGAAGAUAUUGGGAAGUUGGUCGAGAGGACCAUGAUGCAAAAAUAUGGGGUGGAAAAUGUUAACAACCACUUCGUAAGUUUCAACACUAUAUGCGAUGCCACACAAGAGCGUCAAGAUGCAAUGUAUAAGCUGGUUGAGCAAAAGCUGGAUCUUAUGUUAGUGAUUGGUGGCUGGAACUCAAGUAACACUUCACAUCUACAGGAGAUUGCAGAGGAACGUGGAAUUCCCUCAUACUGGAUUGACAGUGAACAGAGAGUAGGUCCUGGAAACAAAAUAAGUUACAAGUUAAUGCAUGGUGAGUUGGUUGAGAAAGAGAACUUCUUACCGGAGGGUCCUAUUACAGUUGGGGUGACAUCUGGUGCAUCCACCCCCGAUAAGGUUGUUGAAGAUGUCCUUAUCAAGGUGUUUGAUAUCAAGCGCGAGGAAGCCUUACAAUUGGCCUAAACAAGAUUGGAACUCUUUUAAGAUAAUAGGAGUGCUGCAAUUUGGUUCCACCCCCCAAAAAAACUGUAGGCUAUGCUGUAUGUGCUAGCUCAACUAUGCUAAAUAACAUGUUCUUGUAGAUGUACAACUCAGUUUUUAUAAUAUUAUUAUAAAUAUGCCGCUGUCCAGCUCUCAAA
Solanum lycopersicum (tomato) is the source of this 1638-nucleotide messenger RNA. RefSeq names its product 4-hydroxy-3-methylbut-2-enyl diphosphate reductase (gene HDR). Gene Ontology annotation, biological process: isopentenyl diphosphate biosynthetic process, methylerythritol phosphate pathway; dimethylallyl diphosphate biosynthetic process. The record is from RefSeq and is marked validated. Gene Ontology annotation, molecular function: 4-hydroxy-3-methylbut-2-enyl diphosphate reductase activity; metal ion binding. NCBI's taxonomy places the organism in Eukaryota, Viridiplantae, Streptophyta, Magnoliopsida, Solanales, Solanaceae.